CGGCGCUGCAGCCAUUUCCGGUUUCGGGGAGGUGGGUGCGGUGUGGAGCGGGAGUUGGCGCCGCAGCCGCCUCCAGAGGCUGCCGUGCUACCGGGUGCUGCCGGGACGAUGCGGCCGGAGCCUGGCGGCUGCUGCUGCCGCCGCCCGCUGCGGGCGAACGGCUGCGUGAAGAACGGGGAGGUGAGGAACGGGUACGUGAAGAGCAGCACCGCCACUGCCGCGGCUGCCAGCCAGAUUCAUCAUGUUACAGAAAAUGGAGGACUUUAUAAAAGACCGUUUAAUGAAGUUUUUGAAGAAACACCCAUGCUGGUUGCUGUGCUCACAUAUGUGGGGUAUGGCGUGCUCACUCUCUUUGGAUAUCUUCGAGAUUUCUUGAGGCACUGGAGAAUUGAAAAAUGCCACCAUGCAACAGAAAGAGAAGAACAAAAGGACUUUGUGUCAUUGUAUCAGGAUUUUGAAAACUUCUAUACAAGAAACCUCUACAUGAGGAUAAGAGACAACUGGAACCGACCUAUUUGUAGUGUGCCUGGAGCCAGGGUGGACAUCAUGGAGAGACAGUCCCAUGACUACAACUGGUCGUUCAAGUACACAGGGAAUAUAAUUAAAGGUGUUAUAAACAUGGGUUCCUACAACUAUCUUGGAUUUGCGAGAAACACUGGAUCAUGUCAGGAAGCAGCUGCUGAAGUUCUCAAGGAGUAUGGAGCUGGAGUGUGCAGCACUCGCCAAGAGAUUGGAAACCUGGACAAGCAUGAAGAACUAGAGAAACUGGUAGCAAGGUUCUUGGGCGUGGAAGCUGCUAUGACCUAUGGCAUGGGAUUUGCCACAAAUUCAAUGAACAUUCCUGCUCUUGUUGGCAAAGGUUGUCUGAUUCUGAGUGAUGAACUGAACCAUGCAUCACUGGUUCUAGGAGCCAGGCUGUCGGGAGCAACCAUUCGAAUCUUCAAACACAACAAUAUGCAAAGCUUGGAGAAGCUUUUGAAAGAUGCCAUUGUUUAUGGUCAGCCUCGGACAAGAAGGCCCUGGAAGAAAAUCCUAAUCCUGGUGGAAGGCAUAUAUAGCAUGGAAGGGUCUAUUGUUCGCCUUCCUGAAGUGAUUGCUCUCAAGAAGAAGUACAAGGCGUACUUGUAUCUGGAUGAGGCACACAGCAUUGGGGCCCUUGGGCCUUCAGGGCGAGGUGUGGUAGACUACUUUGGCCUGGAUCCCGAGGAUGUAGAUGUUAUGAUGGGAACAUUCACAAAGAGCUUCGGUGCUUCUGGAGGAUACAUUGGAGGCAAGAAGGCACUGAUAGACUACCUGCGUACACAUUCUCACAGUGCUGUGUAUGCCACGUCGAUGUCACCACCUGUGAUGGAGCAGAUCAUCACCUCUAUGAAGUGUAUUAUGGGGCAGGAUGGCACCAGCCUUGGCAAAGAAUGUGUACAACAGUUGGCUGAGAACACCAGGUAUUUCAGGAGACGCCUGAAAGAAAUGGGAUUCAUCAUCUAUGGCAAUGAAGACUCCCCGGUGGUGCCUUUGAUGCUCUACAUGCCGGCCAAAAUUGGUGCCUUUGGGCGGGAGAUGCUGAAGCGGAACAUUGGUGUAGUUGUGGUGGGAUUUCCUGCUACCCCAAUCAUUGAGUCCAGAGCCAGAUUUUGCCUGUCAGCAGCUCAUACCAAAGAAAUACUUGAUACGGCUUUAAAGGAGAUAGAUGAAGUCGGGGACCUGCUGCAGCUGAAGUACUCACGACGUCGGUUGGUGCCUCUGUUGGACAGGCCCUUUGAUGAGACGACCUAUGAGGAGACAGAAGACUGAGCCUUUUUGGUGCUCCCUAGAGGGGGAAACUCCCUCCCAGGACAGCGUGUGGCCUUUCUGAGCCAGUUCCAGGAACCACACUUCAGUGACCACCUCAUGUGAAAGACAUUUCUGAAACUACUGAAGGUGGCCACCUCCACUCCAAAUGGCAUUUUGUAAAUAGUAAAAAAACAAACUGCUUCACAUUCUUCCUUUGUUUGCUAAGUCUCACCUUUAUAUACAUAUAAAUGAUUACUUUGCCCAUUAAAAAAUGUUUUAUUUUAUAACUAUUCUACUUGUGAAAUCACACUGACCCUUGCCUAUGCCUUACCGCACAGGCAUUCCCCACUCCAGCCACCUCACGGACUUGGAUCCAUCAAGACUUACUCUGGCCCUGGCUCUCCAGCCUUUGAGACUCACUGGCCCUCUCCCUAGGGAGCAAGUGCCUUCUGCUGACUUCCGUCCAGGUCUCAGAAGUCGCCCCCCUGGUAACCCUUAUUUAACCAGUCAAGUUAAUCAACCAAAGCAUCUGUCUUUAGUCUUCAAUGUUAACAAUGCCAAGAAGUUUAUUAUGUGACCCCCCCCACACACACAAAGUCUCCCUAAUCUGUUCUUACUCUGUUGUGGUGGUGGUGGUGGUCACCAGAUAGUUUAUUCAUUAGUACUUAUUUCUUCAUAUGGUCACAGACUGAAGAUGUAUCCAGAGUUUGGGUUCUUCCCCAGAUCUAACCCUAAUGCUUCCCACCUCCAAAGUUACGACAGCCUCUGCCUGGUUCUGGGUCCAGAGUAGGAUUUGGCAUGGUAAAGGAAAGUGUUGGUCAGUCCUUCACCCGUUCCGCCUCAUCGUCAGUGGUGUAAGUUUUCCUUGUAGAUGCUGACCCACUUGAACAGUGCUCUUCCAAAUGCCGGUUCUUCUACUCUUGACAUCCUAAGACGACCCUAACCCAGCAUCUAGGGCUGGCUUCUCUUGAGCUUCUGUUGUGUAUUUUUUUCUUUGAGGAAUUUCUGAUCAAAUACCUCUUUCCUAAACUGGAACAGCUUCUGUUUUUCUGUCACUACCAGGUCAGGGACUUCAUCCAGAGCUUUGUGCUGCUUGACCAAAGAACACAUCUGAAGAACACCAUUUGGAGUUAGUACUUUUUUCUUUCAACCAAAGCAUAGUGGAAGAGAACUUUUGUCUCUAUUGUACUGAAGAUGAAUUUGUCUUUUAGUAGUGAUCAAGUCUAUCACUUGAUUGAGAACAGAAUGAAAAGAACUGUAUAAAAGUAUAUUCUAUAUGUCAUUCUUUAAAAUUACUGUUUUUGUUGGUAAAGAUGCCCCACCCAGAUUCUCCUGGGACCUUCUUGUCUGCUGCAGUACAUGGAAGAGAAAGCAGAAGCCUUGCUGUUGGUGAAGCUGUGCUCUCAUGCCCUCUUGAGAUCUGUGAGCUUCCAGCCCAGGAGAUAGUCUAAGGUUGUAUGAGGCUUUCUUAAAGAAUAGAUAUGGAGCUUGGUGAUGGCAUCACACGCCUUAGUCCCAGCACUCGGGAGGCAGAGGCUGGUGGAUCUCUGUGAGUUCGAGGCCAGGCUGGUCUACAGAGUGAGUUCGAGGCCAGCCAGAGCUGUUACACAGAGAAACCCUGUCUCAACUCACCCAUCCCCCCAAAAAAGGAAUAGAAAUGGUUGAAUAAGCUGGGCAUGGUAGCCUGUGCCUUUAAUCUUAGCACUUGGGAGGCAGAAACAAGCAUAUCUCUGAGCUUGAGGACAGCCAGGGCUGCAUAGUGAAACCUGUCUCAAAAAAAAAAAAAGAAAAAGCAAAUGGUAAAUAAAAGAACCAUAGAAAGAGACAACAACUACAUUUAUAAAAAAGAUUUUGUAACGAAGUCUUGUAAAGCUCAAAACAUCUUGCUCACAUUCCCCCUGUGGAAUCCCACUGGAAUACCAAGUAUAGUGACUUUAAUGAUGUAGACAUAGGGCUUGUAAAAGUAACGAACUUUAAGCGAUGAGCAUGUCUUUUAGCAAAGUCACUUCAAAUGAAAGUGUUCUUGACAGGCAUUUAAAUUUUUAUGUGUGUAUCACUUGUUUGGUGCAAAGUUUAUUUUGAAGAGAGAAAACUCGUGUGAUCUACCUAUGUACAUUCUAGAGGACAAAGUGGUGUAUGCACAUUAUAUGUGACUGGUUAUUUGUAACUCUGUUAUAGAAAUCUCCUGUCCAGUCGUGUCACAGAUUAUUAUCUAAAUUUGGGGCAAUACAAGGGUAUCUUAGUCCAGCACUUGAGAAUCUUGAAGAGAUUCAAACAUGUAAGUCAGCUGCCACCACCAGACCUGGCUGCUGAUUGGUUUGCAAGGUGCAGCUCAUCGUGGCGCUUUGCAUCCUGCCUUUCCUUACCAUUGUGUGUAAGACCCACUACAGCCAACCAGAAUCAUACGUGAGGGAGAUGGCCCAAGGGGCCAGGGCAGUGAGCAUCUCCCCUCUGCAGUAUCCCUGUUUAAGGGAUCCAGCCCUCUUCAGUUCCUCAUGCUCUUCAACUCUUCUGGUCUAGGCAAAGUUUCCGCCCCACGCGCUCGCUCGCGCUCUCUCUCUCUCUCUCUCUCUCUCUCUCUCUCUCUCUCUCUCUCUCUCGUUGGCUGGUCCUUCGCUCGCCCUCUGUGUCUUCUGCUUCAGAGAGGACUGACGUGUGCUGCAGGGUGUGGGGAGCUGCAGUGUAGACAGCCUGCCCCUUGCAUGCACAGCCAUGCACCUCAGUGAUCCGCAGGGGACUUUUUCUAUCUUUACUAGUUGAGGGCAUCCACAUCUGAGUGUCCAUGACCGGCAGGGUGUGGCUGGAUUACCUGGUAUGUAAUACACCCUGCAAAAAGUGGGUGGAAUGAACAACUGACUUAGAUCUUUUGACUUUUUGGACAAAGUAUCUAUUACCAACUCCAUUUUUUCCAAAUUGAUGAAUCUGCCUAAUGGUUUGUAGUAUUUUUGACAAAACGCCAUAGAAAAUAACAGCCAGUCUCCUGUGUAAAUGAUUGCUAUGGGUCAGGUAUGGUGCACAUCUGUAGUCCCAACACUCGGACAGAAGAGGACCCGGUAAAGCUCUGGGGGUGACGGGUGGAUUGAUAUGACUGAGUGCCCGGACGCUGUUCUAGGUAAAAACUACCUGGGUGUUCCUGUCAUUUUGCUUCAAGGUGGGGUUAGAAGAGGGAGAAUGGUGUUCUUUCUUUCUGACAGCCCUGUGCCUGUGAUGAUCAGGAACUGUGGAGUACUUCCCACAGGUAAAAUCACCUUAACCUGGGGCUAUGAAGAGAGAGGUUCAUAAAAAAUGAGGAUUCUGCUUGGCGGUUUAUCAGAGAAUCUUUAGCCCCCAUCCCACUCACCACCAAGUUCCAGAACCUAUGGAUGAGCCGUUACCUGUAAGCUCCGUGCCCAGCAGGCAUCUUAAUCCAUUAAGCCGGUCAAUCAAAAUACCUUCCACGUGAAGAAAACCAUGUCCUUCCUUCCCUCCUUCUUAUCCACAUGAAAUGUGUGCUUGGGCUCGUAGCCAGCUGCUGUGUCCAGCCAGACAGCCAGCUCAGAGACAUGCUAAGGCCUUCCACUGAUCCCUUCCCUUGCCUUGCCUGUAAAAUGGGAGUUAUCGGUGACUUGUGUUUUCCAAACGGCUUUUUGCUGUAGAGUGAAGUGUUGCUAGGAAGGAAACACGAGGAGCCAAUUUAAGCCCUUAAUGAAAAUGGCCUUUUUCAUCUUGGCUGAGUCUGGAGGCUCUACGUUCACAGUUCGCCCUUGGGAGCAGCGUGGGGGUUGGGGAGACGUGGGCAAGAUUUCGUUCACUAUGAUGUGGCCUUGCAUUGUCACUGUAGUUGGUGCACACGGAAGGACGCGAGGCUCUCACCCUGCGGUCACUGUUUUUAAUGAAGCAAUACCUAGCGCUCUGUUUUUGGAGCAGUCGAGGUAGGUGGAAUGGAAGGUGCCUGCAAGAAUGGCACCCCCACGUGCUGCUGCUCUCCCCGGGUCAACUCUAAGUCUAGCACAGGUCCCAGGUUUCCUGUACAGAUCCUGACUGGCGUAGGCCUUUCAAAGGAGUGGCGGUUGCACCACCAAGUGAGGCAGAGUAGUGACUUACCUUCCCCCUUAUCCUUGUACCUCAGGAUUGGUUUAGCCAGUAGCUGGAACUGAGAGCUUCCUUAUUGGGUCUUUCUCCACAGGACAUAGAAGCCUUUUGUGUGAGCUUAGCCUGCAUGCCCAUAGUCUUGAUGAUCCCUCUCUGUACAAAGGCAGCUAGCAGUAAGGGAUGGGGGAGAGGGAGGAGAGCAGGUGUGAGAGCUGAAUUAGGGUGGUCCUGUUGAUCCAUGCCUUCCCACUGACCAAGUUACUGUAAGCUGGAGUCUGCAGGUGUCCUGUGACCUAACCCUUUCCAUUGCUGCAAUGUUCUUACCAUCUGGGAAUGUGGGGUUCAUUUGAAUUUUAGUAACGUCUUACAAAUGUCACUCGCCCAUAGCCUUCUUGCCAGAUCAUGAUAUUUUUUAAAAUUUGAUAUUGUAUCGGAUGACUGUGAAGCUAUACAUAGUAGGUUGUAGAGGGUAUCCGUUUUCAGAGUACAUGUUAAGAAUUAAAGGGGACCUACUUGAGAUGAAUCAUCCCACAAAUAUUGUUUUGCCCUAAUAAAAUAUUCAGAAAUAGA
Alexandromys fortis (reed vole) is the source of this 6411-nucleotide messenger RNA. It is a transcript of the gene Sptlc2, whose product is annotated as serine palmitoyltransferase long chain base subunit 2. Gene Ontology annotation, cellular component: serine palmitoyltransferase complex. Gene Ontology annotation, molecular function: pyridoxal phosphate binding; serine C-palmitoyltransferase activity. Gene Ontology annotation, biological process: sphingosine biosynthetic process; ceramide biosynthetic process. NCBI's taxonomy places the organism in Eukaryota, Metazoa, Chordata, Mammalia, Rodentia, Cricetidae. The transcript is spliced from 12 exons. The record is from RefSeq and is a predicted model, not a curated record. Bases 109 to 1791 code for a protein of 560 amino acids.